Molecule: messenger RNA, 1553 nt
Organism: Myodes glareolus (Bank vole)
Lineage: Eukaryota; Metazoa; Chordata; Mammalia; Rodentia; Cricetidae
Source: RefSeq, a predicted model, not a curated record
AGAAAUACAGCCAAGCCAUCAGAAUGUGCUAACUACAUUUGAGUCAACAGAAUUUAGAGACAGACUUUCUUCAGCCUCAGCGGGUUUUGUUGUAAAAUGGAGUAGGAGACGCUUCUUUGGGCAUACAGAAUGCAUUUCGUCCUUUUUUGUUUUAUUUCUCUGGGAGUUAAAUCUCAGACUCACUUUAUAUGUAGGGGGUUUAAACCAGAAGAGGGAAGCGUUCUUAGAGGCAGGUCUUGAGAUUCUCCCGAGUCUGUCUGGGGUGCCCAGACCCCUCUUUCCUUUGCUUGGAUUCUCUGUGUGCCAGUGUGACGUUUUCACCACAGCACCGUCGCCAUAACCACAACCUCGCGUGGCUUGUGCACAGGAUUGCCAGUCCCUUUUCACUUCGUUCCUCUAAAAGAAAACAGUGGUUUAAUGGAGAGAUGGAGAGUGGCGAUGACUCCGAAGUUCUCACUCUCAAGAAAUUUAGAGGGGACCUGGCCUACCGACGACGGGAAUACGAGAAAGCUCUGCGGGAAUACUCCAGCAUCUCUGAACAGUUGCCAUCUACCAAUUUUGCCAUGAAAAGGGAUGUCCAGGAAGGCCAGGCUCGGUGUCUGGCUCACCUGGGGAGACACCAGGAAGCGCUGGAGAUUGCAGCAAACUUGGAAAAUAAAGCAACCAACACGGACCAUCUCACCACGGUGCUCUAUCUCCACUUGGCUGUUUUUUCCAGUUUGCAGAGUUUGGAGAAGACAAUUCUGUGCCUACAAAAACUGAUUUCCCUGCAUCCCCUGAACCCUUGGGGCUGGUGGAGAUUGGCAGAGGCAUACCUGAGUCCAGGGCCAGACCUGUGUACGUCAUCUUGGGGACAGACAAGUGACCCCUCGAGUAACAAAGCCAUGGCUUCCUCCACUGUGCACUCUGGAACAGACCGUCUUUUGUGCUUCCCAGCACCCUUGCCUGAGAGUGCAGUGCUUUCUGUGGAAGCAAGUGACUGUAAGACUAAAAAGAAGGCUGAAAAGGCUCCAAAGAAUACGCAGAACUGUCUGGCACAACGGAGAGAGGCAGCUUGGAUGGAGGCUCGGGUGAAAGCAUGCGCCUCUCUGAUUCGCUCCAGGCUCUUGCUUCAGCUCACCCAGUCUCAGCAAAUGUCAUUUGCUUUGGAGAGGAACCUGAGGACUCAGCAGGAAAUUGCAGAGAAAGUGAAGAAGCUCAACUUCCCUGCAGAUGCUUUGCUGUUGAUGGAAGAGGCUAUGGGGGAAGAUAUUGUCCCAGAAAAACUAAAAGAUGAAGUUCAUUCAGAGGUGAAGUGUGUUGGCCCCGCAGCCCUGGCUGCCUUGGUGAUUGCGUCCUCCAAAGAAUUUGAAGACAAGUGGUUUGGAAAAAUCAAAGACCGUUUCUGCCCCUUGGAAAAUCAGUGCCACGCGGAGCUACAGAUCACGGCUUAGAAAAGCACCGGCAGGACCCAAACAUCGUGCGCCGUACUGUCCUUGUUUACUUUAGGGAGAUCUGUGUAAUCAUGGAAAGCUGAAAUAAAGACGAUUUUAUAUUGUUUAUAAAAACCUCUC